AUGACCAGCAACAGCAACAACGGGGCCAAACCAGCAGCACCAACACCAGCUGCAGCAGCAACGCCCAACACCCGCAGGCCCUUGUAUAGCCGAGGUGCGCAAGCCAAUCCGGCCGAAAACCAUUUGGCCAGGAUCCAGCAGAAGCUAAGUGAUGAGCAGCAGCAGCAACAAAAACAAAAACAGCAGCAGCGCGGACACAAUUUGGGUCGGCAGCACCAGCAGCAGCACCAGCAUCGCGGCCAUCAUUCCCAGCCACAGGCCAAGGGGCGCCAAUGCCAGCGCGAUCAACGGGUGCAGCCAACUCCAAAACGUUUCCAGACACCGAGAAAUCCCCAGCAUCAGCAGCAGCCAGCCAUCCAAUGCGAUGGCAAGUGUGUGGAAAUCCUGAAAGAGUACGCCGUCAAAAUUGAAAACUUAGAGAAAAGACUGCAAGAACUUACCACAUUAAUUACAAACCUGACGGAAGCAAAGGGCAGUGGCUCAGCAGUGGCCAAUCCUCCAACACAGACACCAGCAGCAGCACCAACACCUACAAGACCCGCCGCCAAUACACAACCUGACGCCGCAGCCGUAUCGGAGGACUCUGAUAUGGACUGCGAAGCACUCAGCGACGAUGGCGACGACCUGUGGACGGACGACGAUUCAUUUGACGACGAGAUAGCGGAGAUCAUAGACGCCUACGAUAGCUACUACUCUGACGUCUUUUGAUGAGCCCAAAAGUCGGUCCUGAGGCAGCCACUAAAAACAGAUGGAAACCAUUAACUCACAUAACCACGAAAAAUGAAAAAUGACCAAUACGUACUCACCUUACACGCCAUCGGCAGAGCUGCCCCACCAGCAGAUGCCACGACAAAUAGACCAAACCUUUGCUGCUAAUUUGACGACAUUCUUGGAAU
Molecule: messenger RNA, 896 nt
Organism: Drosophila miranda
Lineage: Eukaryota; Metazoa; Arthropoda; Insecta; Diptera; Drosophilidae
Product: transcriptional regulatory protein SEF1-like
Exons: 3
Coding region: 1-708 (235 amino acids)
Source: RefSeq, a predicted model, not a curated record